UCUCUCCAUCUGCAUCUUUUCACUUCUUUUCUGUCAGAACUUCUCUGACCGUUGCUCCUGACAGCCCAAACCUGCAUUAAUUCUCCUCUUUCUCACACACAUUCAAACAUGCUUGCAUCCAUUCUCUCCUCCCUGCAGAACAGGAGGCUGCAGGAGCGACAGCAGCAGCCGCUCUGACACAUCCUGGCGUAACAAACACACAUCGGGACGGCAGGAACAGAGGAGGAGAAGCUACGGAGGGAGGAGAAGAGGAGGAGGCGAGAUUGUCGAGAGGACACCAGGGGACACAAGAGCAGGAGGAGGAGAAAGGAGGACGGGAAGGAGAGGGGGAAGACGGGUGCUGCAGCCAUGUCAGAUGCACCUUUGCAGAGGAACGGCACGGCCAAAUCCCCGAUGUCGUGUGAGGAGGCUCAGCUCCACAAAGAGCGGCUGCAGGCCUUGGCGGAGAAAAGAAAACGACAAACAGAGAUUGAAGACAAACGGAAUCAGCUGGACGACUUGGUGCUGCAGCUCCAACAUGUCAAGUCCAAAGCCAUGCGGGAUCGAUGGCUCCUCCAGGGAAUGGGACCAGAAGAGGAGGAAGCUCGACGGAAACAGCUGGAGUUGGACGAAGAGCAAGGAAGGAGACUGGAAGACAUGAUACACAGGCUGGAGUCAGAAAUUGGUGCACUUGAGAGCGAAGAGUCUCAGAUUUCAGCCAAAGAGCAAAUUCUUCGGGAACGCUUAAAAGAGACAGAGCGCUCCAUAGAGGAUCUCCAAAAGAGUUUGCUGACCAAGGAUGAAGAUGCGACCGGCCGCGUGUCCGCACUCCUGUCGGACUGCAUGGAGCCCGAUCCCAACCACCUUGUCCUGGCUACACAGUCCUGUGGUGGCCCACCUGCCUCUGGAGAACACGCUGCACCAAGACCAGCAAUGUUCGCCAUGGAGAUCAAUGUGCAGCACGACCCUCGGACCGGCGAGCAGCGCAUCCUGUCGGCCAACCGCGUGAACCCGUUGGAUGCAGCUCAGCGUGGAGUCAAAGUCUACGACGAUGGACGAAAAGUGGUUUAUGAGGUCACGUCGUCUGGGGGAGUGUCCACCACCGCAGUAGAGAAUGGAUGGAGCUCCGCACAGGUUGAUGAGCUGGUCCAACGAGCGGCCCGCCCUGUGGUACAAGGAGGGGAUUUUGGGAAAGGUCACGUGACAGUGACCCCAGCUGCACCAGAGGCUUACAUUUCCCCAGCAGAUAUUGACGAUCUGUCCCCACCCUCCUGCGCCCCGCCCUCUAUUCCUUCUAGCCCACCGGCUCAGGUCACACUGCAGAGGGAAACCCGGCUGGGCAUGAUGCCCCCUUCGGCUCCUAUCACAACCCAACCAGGCCGUUCAGCCCAGUCUGGCAAUGAAGCCAACUGUCCACCCCCAGCCAGCUCGGAGCACCCAGUCACCAUGGUGUUCCUGGGCUACCAGGACGUUGAGGACAUGAGUGAGAGCAGACGGCUGCUCGGAUUCGACGGCACUGUCAAGGCUGAGGUCGUUCUCAUUGAUGAAGAUGACGAGAAAUCCUUGAGGGAGAAGACGGUCACCGACAUCUCCGUCAUUGACGGCACCGCCGCUGACCUUGUGUCCGGGCGGCCCGCCACAUCUGAAGCCAUCAGCACAGAACUGUCAUCUGAUGGCCGUGAGCAGGACAGCGCGUCCUCACCCCCUGCAAACCCUGACGCCCACGUGGCCCCUCCGCCCGGCCUCACCCCCGCCACAGGUGGCAGUCAAACACGUGAGGUCAUGGUGACAACAGCAAAUGGAUACCAAGCUCCUGAUGUGAGCAGACAUCCCUUAACGACCAUGAAACCAUGGUGGGCGUCUGAGGAUGUCAGUGAAAGCACACCGAGAGAGCGAGUUCUGAAGACCGUCAGCUUCCAGGAAUCCGUCAGUUUCAUCACAGACGCGACUGCAGACAUGGAACUGGAGAGCCAGCAGAUCCAACAUGGCUGCCUCAGCGCCUCUCCUGCCCAGAGUGUCGACUCUGAAGUGGUGCAGGAAAUCUGUUACCUGGACCAGGUGUUGGACGAAGCCUCAGAGAGCGCCACCAACGGGAGCGCCUCCCCCUCAGAGCACAUCAAACCCAUCAGCAUCAGCGGAAACUCCCCCCACGUCAGUGUGUCCGGCCCCACCUCUUUUAACCACCAGCAGUUCCUUGUAGAAGGACAAAGACAAAGCACGCUGGUCCACCAGGAGGCGCCGGCCGUGAGGACCAACGGACACGUGCAGACGGACGAGGCGGGUCGCAGCAGGCCCAAGUUUGAGCUGCGAGCGUUUCAGGAGGAGAAGCGUCCUGCAAAACUGUUCUCCCCUGGGGAGGAGCAGCACGUCAGAGUGACAAGGACACGCCCCUCAGAGGAGGUACAGGAACUGGAGCGAGAGCGGCAGGAGCUGAUCAAAGGUCAGGCCGUGAAGAAGAACCCUGGGAUUGCGCAGCGUUGGUGGAACCCUCCUCAGGAGGUUCCUCUGGAGCAGCAGCUGGACGCUGAGCAGCUGGAGUCUCUGAAGAAAUACCAGGAAAGGAAACAGCAGAAGCAAAGCCAUCCUUAUGCCUACACACAGCCUGCGCUUUCAGGUCCUCCAACAAUGGUAACCCUUGAUCAGGGGCUAACCAGGAAGGAGGACAUCGUGGAGGAGCAGAUCAAUUUUUCAUCUGCUAGAAAGCAGUUCCUACAGGUGGGCGGGGCUAUGAAGGAUGAAGCUCCUCCUGCUAAUCCCUCUAAACCCUCAAAAUCUGAGACGAGAGGCUCUGAUAUUGCUGCAGAGACUGGAGAAACCCACGUGACCUGGUCUGAUGAAGGAACCACAGGGGAGUUCACGUGUGCCCGAGCUGUAAUGACCAUCCUGCCGGAGGAUGAAGAAGGGCGGGGUCACUUCCACCCAUCCUCUCAUCCAGAAGAGUCCGACUCUGGACUGGACGAGCUGUCUGUUCGCUCUCAGGACACCACCCUCUUUAGCUUGGAUAACGUCUCAGAUAGUGGGGCGUCUUUACCCCCAACUCCACUGCCACUCACCCCAGUGUCGCCACCGACUCCCCAACCCACCACCCCGGUAAAUGGCCAGACCAACGGGGGUCCAACGGAAGCUGAACUGCAGUACCACUCGGGGGUCGUGGUCCAGAACGCCAUCCAGAGUGCCCUCCAAGCGAGGAAUGGAGGCCAGUGGCAGCCGUCUGCCUGGGACUGCUCACAGCUGAGCGCUCCCCUGUCGCCUUCCUCUGCCGCCGCCAGCAGCCCGGUGCCAGUCUCCUCCUCGCCUGCCUCCUCCGGUGGGGCUCCCAGUCUACAGUCACCUGUGUCUUCUAGUCCAACUCCUACCACCCCGUCCCCCCAGCCACCAAAGGAAGAAAAGUCUUCAGAGUCAUCCAGUCCAGUUCCGCUGUUGACACCGUCUCCUCCAAAUUCUCAGCCCGUUUCUCCCCAGCAAAGACCCAGAAAUGGCGGCCCCAGGAUCAAGAUCCAGUCUUCUUACGCCAGAGCGCUGGCCUCCUCCAACCCGGCUCCGGCGUCAACUCCAGCUCCUGCAGAAGUGGCUCCGGUCCCCAGACCCGCCCCGGUCUGCCGCCCCCCGUCCCCACCGAGCCCCGACAAACCCGAGUUCAGCUACUUCAGUAAAUACUCCGAGGCAGCAGAGCUGCGGAGCACCGCGUCAGCAUCUCGAGGCCCAGAGGUGGAGCCCGCCAGCGGGCCCUUCCGCCUGCGCUCCAAGAAGCAGAAAACGCUGUCCAUGAUUGAGGAGGAGAUCCGGGCGGCCCAGCAGAGAGAGGAGGAGCUAAAGAAGCAGAGGGAGGCGCAGCCCACCGUCGUCGCCCGACCAUGCAGCUCCUCCAGGAGCAGUCACGGGCCUGUGAGGACAGGAGCGAGGCAGACCACUAUCUCCCCAGCAGAUAAGAUGAAGAGCAACAGUCUGCCAGCACGACUCACUCUGACCGCCAAGACAGCUCCAGGGAAGAUCGAGAAAGUGCGUCCCGCCCCGCCGGUGUCCCCCUCCCCUUCUGAAGGAGCGCUGUCUGACGCCGGCAGCGAGGACUCGUCAGGGUCACGGCCCAAGAACUUCAUGCAGACACUCAUGGAAGACUAUGAGACACACAAGGUGAAGAGGAGGGAGAAAAUGGAGGACAACAGCUAUGCCCAUUUGUUGCUGGCUACUGAGGUAACCACAGAGGUUCUGGAGGCCACUCGAGUGACCAGGAGGAAAAGCAACAUGGCUCUGAAGUGGGAGGCUGGUAUCUAUGCCAACGAGAAAGAAGAAGAGGAAGAAGAAGAAGAGGAGGAGGAGGAGUGAGCAGCUCUCAUUGGAAGCAAACAAAGCUGAGAAGACAGGAGGACAGACAGAACUGAAUAAUAUUUAUUUCCUAAAUGCAGCAUCUUGCUGGUCACAUGACCCCCUCUGGUGUGGGCCAGUGGGAGGGGCUCAUCUUUUUAAUGAGUGAAGUGACUCAGAACGAAGGACUCAAACUCAAGGAGGUUUAAGGAAGGACGUCCAGAUUUGGGUAUGCGACGAUCUUACUAGCUGAUAGUCUCCAGGGAUUUCAUAGGAAUCUUUUUUUCUUCCUCUGCAAGUUUUCACAUUAAAAAUCAAGUUUUGGAGUUAUGGAUAUGCGAAAACAGCAUGAAAGUAAAAAAAA
This is a messenger RNA of Oryzias melastigma (Indian medaka), 4645 nucleotides long. RefSeq names its product A-kinase anchor protein 2. Lineage: Eukaryota; Metazoa; Chordata; Actinopteri; Beloniformes; Adrianichthyidae. The record is from RefSeq and is a predicted model, not a curated record. Gene Ontology annotation, biological process: regulation of cell shape. Bases 349 to 4302 code for a protein of 1317 amino acids. Gene Ontology annotation, cellular component: membrane. The transcript is spliced from 17 exons.